CCUAAAGACAAUGAAUAUAAUGAUUGAUAAAACAAAAAGAUCAAUAAAAUUGUUGACAUACAAGAUCAGUGACCAAUGUCCAGUUGACAGUUAAAUCCUAAGAUAACUAAAGUUAAUCAGCUAAUCAAUAAAAGCUUAAGAGUUUUUCCUGUGAUGAUCAACCGAUAGUCUUGCUGAUUAUAUUUUUUAUACAAUGUGAAUGUUCAAUGUUCAAUCGGUAAAUAUGAGUAAAGACAGAAAUCAAUCAAUUAGCAAUUUCGAUUGAUUUAGAUUAAGGUUGACUUUGGUUAAUUUGAUUAGAGGAAAAUCUUUGAUCAUCAAAUAUGUUAAUUGUGAUCAAGUUUCUAUUCUCAUCUUUUCUUUUAAUUGUUUUCCUAUCGAUCAAUUUGUCAGUUAAACUAUCCAGUUCAAGUUUAACACAAUUAGUUAAUCAUUCUUCCUUUGUAAGACAAUCAACACCAUUAAUCAAUGGACAAAUUGUCGGUGGUUCAAGAGCAACAAUUAACCAUUUCUCUUAUUUGGUUUCCCUUCAGAAAUCAACACCCAAUGGAUUUAAACAUUAUUGUGCUGGAUCAUUAAUUAGAUCAAAUAUCGUUCUAACUGCGGCUCAUUGUGUUUCCAGAAUCAAAGCAAACAAUUUAAUCUUGGUAACACUUUCAUCUAAAUCAACUAAAUCGUAUCUAUUGAAACACUUUCACCGAGUCUCCAAAAUUGUCAUUCAUUUUAAUUACAAUGAGAAUGGUCAUCAUAAUGAUUUAGCUCUAAUCUUCUUACACAAUCAUCUACCACUGGUCAAACUUGGCCUGACCACAGUUCGACUACCCUAUCAAUCAAUUAAUUAUGUUUAUAUACCAAGUAGAUUGACAGUCAUUGGGUGGGGUGUUAAUUACGGUGCUGGUUAUUUGAGGAAAGCAAAUUUAAAUCGUCAUGAUGAUUAUGAGUGUAAAUUUCACCAUGGAAAUAAGUAUCGUCCAGGAAUGAUCUGUGCCGGUGGUGAUGGAAUCGCUAGUUGUUUCGGGGACUCGGGUGGACCUGCGAUUCUAAGAAAAGGAACCAAAUCAGGUAAGGAUAUUUUAUUUGGAAUCGUUUCUUGGGGAUCGGAAAUUUGUGGUAAUAAACCGACAGUUUUUACCGAUAUUAUUUAUUACCUUCGAUGGAUAAAGUUAAGCAUUGCAAGAGAAAUCAGAUAAUAAUCGAUGAAAUGAAAUCGAACAUUGUAAUUCCAAUUAAUAUAAGAAAUGUUUCGUGGAAAAUUAUCAUAAUGUCCAAAAGUUGUAAUCGAUAAUUCAUCAAGAAAGUUUUCAUAAGUUGAUAGAUAAGUUUUAAUGAUCAAAUAUUCAAGUAAAUGUACAAAAUAAUCAAUAAGAAAAGCAAUCAAUUGCAAUGAAUUUAUGGAUUAAAAAAUUAUAUACUUCUACAAAUGAAAUUUAUUAAUAGUAAAUUGGAGAUGAAAUUGAUUAGAUGAAUGAAACUUUCUUUUUUAAAGAGAUUCGACACAAUCUCUGAAUCGCCGAUAGGCACAACAACCGCCAUGAAUACGUUAUCCAUAUUCAGUGGUGGUACUCAUUGGGUUAGCUAAUUAUCCCUCUUUUUGUUAUAAGUGUUAAAAACUAUUGUAAACGAGUAAAUUACUACUAUUAAGAAAUUGAUAAAACUGAUUUAUAAUCAAUCACAACUUUCAAUGAUCUUCGACAAAAUCGUUUAUCUCAGGUUUCAAUUCAACAUCAGGUACAAAGGAUCUUUUCGGUGGCGACUUUGCCAACCAUUUCAUGUUCUGGUAAUUUUACAACUUCAAUCAGCUCUGAUUCAAGUUGAA
Messenger RNA from Panonychus citri (citrus red mite), 1816 nucleotides. RefSeq names its product chymotrypsinogen A-like. The transcript has 2 exons. NCBI's taxonomy places the organism in Eukaryota, Metazoa, Arthropoda, Arachnida, Trombidiformes, Tetranychidae. Gene Ontology annotation, molecular function: serine-type endopeptidase activity. The coding region runs from base 324 to 1190 and encodes 288 amino acids. Gene Ontology annotation, biological process: proteolysis. The record is from RefSeq and is a predicted model, not a curated record.